GUCCUGCUUGAUACUAUAGGUGACUAUGAAGAAACUAAAGUGAUUUUGUGACUUUGCCUGGAAUUAUGCAGUGUGCUGUCUGAGGUUGUAAAUGACAUAUGGGUACUGUGAGAUGGGGGUUUUCUGAAGUAAGUUUGGUUGAAUGUAACUGUGCAUGUGUUUGUAACCUACUGUUAUUAUUUGUGAUGGUUUUGUGAUUGAAAAACUGCAUAACCACUGUCUAGUUGGGUUUUUAAGAUGUGAUUAUCUGAAGAGUGGUCAUUAAGCCUACCUCCAAAAUUGUACCUCAGUAGCAAUUUAGCAAAUAGAGGUAUGAGUAUUGGAAAGAAAGAGGAUUCUUCCCUUUUCCAAAAGAAAGGCUCAAAAGAGAAGGUUCAUCUCUUGCAAAUCUCAAAGCCAUGCCUCAGGAGGAAUGGCAGCAACUGGAUCCUGCACAGAAGGCCCUCUACAGGGAUGUCAUGUUGGAAAACUACUGCCAUCUCAUCUCUGUUGGGUUUCACAUAACUAAGCCCGAUAUGAUCCGCAAGUUGGAACAAGGAGAAGAACCGUGGACAGCGGAGAGAAUUUUUCCAAGUCAGAGCUACCUUGAAGAAGACGGAAAAGCUGAAGAUGCUUUAGUGAAGUUCAAAGAAUACCAAGACAGGCACUCUCGAUCAGUCAUAUUCAUCAACCACAAAAGAUUAAUUAAGGAAAGAAGUAAUAUUUUUGGGAAAACGUUUCCUGUAGGCAAGAACCGUAUUAUGUCAAAAACAAUACUACGUGAAUAUAAGCCUGAUGGAAAGGUUUUAAAAAAUAUUUCGGAAUUAGUCAGUAGAAAUAUAAGCCCUGUAAGAGAGAAGUUCGCUGAGAGUAAUGGAUGGGAGAAAUCAUUCCUCAAUACUAAAAAUGAGAAAAUUCAUACUACAGUGAAUCUCUGUAAACAAACAGAAAGGAGUCUGAGUGGUAAACAAGAGCUUAUUCAACAUCAGAAGACUCAAACUCCUGAGCAAUCUUUAGAUCAUAAUGAAUGUGAAAAAUCCUUCCUUAUGAAAGGAAUGUUAUUUACACAUACUAGAGCUCACAGAGGAGAAAAACCCUAUGAAUACAAUAAAGAUGGAAUAGCCUUAAUCGAAAAGUCAAAUCUCAGUGCCCAUUCACAAACUCUUAUUGAGAAGAAAACCCAUGGAUACAGCAAAUACGGUAAGUUCCUCUGCAGGAAGUCUAUUUUUAUCAUGCAUCAGAGAUCUCAAACAGAAGAGAAACCCUUUCAGUGUCCUUAUUGUGGAAAUAGCUUUAGAAGGAAGUCAUAUCUCAUUGAACAUCAACGAAUUCACACAGGUGAGAAACCUUAUGUCUGCAAUCAAUGUGGAAAAGCUUUCCGUCAAAAGACAGCCCUCACUCUUCAUGAGAAAACACAUAUAGAGGGGAAGCCCUACAUCUGUAUGGAUUGUGGGAAGUCCUUCCGCCAGAAGGCAACUCUCACUAGACAUCACAAAACACAUACAGGGGAGAAAGCCUAUGAAUGUACUCAGUGUGGAAGUGCUUUUAGAAAGAAGUCAUACCUCAUUGAUCAUCAGAGAACUCACACAGGAGAGAAACCAUAUCAAUGUAAUGAAUGUGGGAAGGCAUUUAUCCAGAAGACAACCCUCACUGUACAUCAGAGAACUCACACAGGAGAGAAACCCUAUAUAUGCAGUGAAUGUGGAAAGUCCUUCUGCCAAAAGACAACCCUCACUCUCCAUCAAAGAAUUCAUACUGGGGAAAAACCCUAUAUUUGUAAUGAAUGUGGGAAGUCCUUCCGCCAGAAGGCAAUCCUCACUGUUCAUCAGAGAAUACAUACAGGAGAGAAAUCCAAUGGAUGUCCUCAGUGUGGGAAAGCCUUUAGUAGGAAAUCAAACCUCAUUCGCCACCAGAAGACUCACACAGGAGAGAAACCAUAUGAAUGUAAAGAAUGUGGGAAGUUCUUCAGUUGUAAGUCAAACCUCAUUGUACAUCAAAAAACUCACAAGGUAGAAACCAUGGGAAUUCAGUAAGGGAUAUGACUUUUUUGGUAAAAACUUUUGAAGUCCUAGUAAACACUGUACAUGAUGUAGCUUGCAAAUAUAAUAUUCAACAGUUUAAGGUACUAUUCCACAAAUUUACCUACUGUUUGUGAACCUAUAUAACACACAAAGAAUGACUAGACAAAUGACAGUAGUCAUUGAAAAUACAACCCUAAAUUUUUUAUUAUUCAUUCAGCGGGCAUAAACUUCCUCUGUCAAGUUUCUACAAACAUUUAAAAUCGCUUGUUUUCAAUUUCAUUACAUACCUUGUUGUGACCCAGUAAUAAGCAACUGACCAACUAGCAGUGGUCCAUGGACCACACUGUGAGCAGAAGUGUUUUUAAAAGAAAGGAAGUAUGAAUGUUCAUAAGAGUGGUUUAAAAGAAAGGAAGUAUGUAUUUCUCAUUGCAAAUAUGAAAUAAAAAUUAGCUGUUACCUCCUCAAAAUUGACCACAGUUGACUUCUAACAGAAAUUAGGUUUUGCAUAUUAUGAACCUUUAUAUAAAUUGGAUUAUACAUCAUGUAUUCUUUUAUAUAUGGCUUGUUUCAUUCAUCAUUAUGUUUGUAAAACCCAUCCUUAGUGCAUGCAGCAGAAGUUCAUUUAUUUCUAUUCUAUAUUGAAUUCCAUCAUAUGAUUAAAUUACAGUUUAUCCAA
Messenger RNA from Lutra lutra (Eurasian river otter), 2676 nucleotides. RefSeq names its product zinc finger protein 382 (gene ZNF382). Lineage: Eukaryota; Metazoa; Chordata; Mammalia; Carnivora; Mustelidae. The coding region runs from base 399 to 2012 and encodes 537 amino acids. The record is from RefSeq and is a predicted model, not a curated record. The transcript is spliced from 5 exons. Gene Ontology annotation, biological process: negative regulation of transcription by RNA polymerase II. Gene Ontology annotation, molecular function: DNA-binding transcription repressor activity, RNA polymerase II-specific; RNA polymerase II cis-regulatory region sequence-specific DNA binding. Gene Ontology annotation, cellular component: nucleus.